Messenger RNA from Plasmopara halstedii, 1509 nucleotides. RefSeq lists its product as uncharacterized. The record is from RefSeq and is a predicted model, not a curated record. NCBI's taxonomy places the organism in Eukaryota, Oomycota, Peronosporomycetes, Peronosporales, Peronosporaceae. The coding region runs from base 1 to 1509 and encodes 502 amino acids. The transcript has 4 exons.
AUGGCGCACCAACAGCAGGAACACACAACCGCCGCUUCCUCUUCACGGUCUUCGCCCCUUUUGAGCCGCUCAUCAGAUCCUCAACUCAUUGGUGACACAGUUGUGUUCUCACACACAAAGUUGCCAUCUCGUCAAUCAGGUGUUGUGGCGGGUACAACGUCAUCAUACCAGCAGUCUGUAGUAGCAUCAUUUGGCAAACAUGAAUUGCAGCCUCAAUAUAGAAAAUUUCGGGUGGAAGCUCCUCUAGGUGAAGGUGUGCGACGAAUGAAAGUUUGUGUUAUAAAACAUGGCGAAAAAUUAGGCUUUGGCGCGCGUCACGAUCGGUACAAGCGACUCCAAGUGUCCACAUUGCAAGUUAUUGAGCUUUUGAACUCGACACAGCCAGGAGAAUUAAUAUUUGAAAUCGAAAGGGUGGGGACUGGUAACCAUAACCUUAAUGGACCCUUUGUGGACCCAAGAAUUCAAAAUGCUUCCGUGUCGGUGAGACAUAUGUGGAAUGCAGCCAAUAAUGCAGCCACAACGAGUGGAUUAAAGCAAACACUUUGGCCCCAGAAUGAGCCAACUGUGCCUAGUCGUAGGCUACUUGCUGGCUAUCCAUUGACCACAAUUAUGCCCCCAACCGGAAUUCCACCUUCUUCCAUUCCCGUGGCAUCAUCAACAACGCAACAACCGAGAAAACGAACACGACCUGCUCAGUGUGUGUUGGAUAAUAACGGCCAGCCGGUGAAUAUUAGUGUGCUUCUGACUGAGUUAGCAAGAGAAAAGACUCAGAAAGCUACAAUCGAGGAGAAGAAUACUGUGCUGCGAAAACGUCUACAACGCAUGCUGAUUGAAAAUGAUGCUGCACGAGCGCAAGCGUCAGAGAAGCUCAAAGCUGAGCAGGAAAAGGCAGACAGAAAGUUGGCUGAAGUACAGGACAAGCUAGUUGCGAUUCAGGCGCAAGUGCGACUUCAGGAUCGGGCACCCGACCUGGGGCGAGCCAAUUCGAUUGAAAAUGAAUUGACAGCUUGUAAGGCACAGAUCGAACGUUUAAAGAAGACAGAGGCGGAUCGAACGGAGCUGCUUGCCACAAAGUACCGUACUGAAUGUCGGAUUGCUUCAGUCGACACAAAGCGUGUGAUGAAUCGAAUUGUGGAUAUUUUUCAAUCAAAGCUUCGACAAAAUACUCGUCUGAGACGCGAUAAUUCAGACAAAGACGAGCUGGAAGUCGCGUGUGACGGAGUGCGGCGUCUUGUCUUUAUGAAUAUCUUCAAAAUGAAGCAUGAUUUUGGUUUUUACACGUCGGCAUCCUUUCACUCGCAAGACCCAGUACAGUUAACUUUGGAGCAACAAGAGUUCGCAAAUGUCUUUGGCAAUUCCCUUAUUCAUGAAGAACGUGCAGGAUUGCUCUAUGUCGCCACGGCUCCCAUGCAUGUUGUGUUCGAUCCUAACACUGAAAGUGUAAUUCUUAAGUGUCAACGGGCUGAAGAAAAUGCUCUCUCUGAUCUUGCUCGCAAUUAUCGGUCUUGA